ACAGGAGGUCCGCCGACCAGUUUUCGUUACUAAGCGGUCUGUGACGCUCGAUAGAAGUACCUGUUUCUUAUAAGUUAAAAAUAAUAUUUUUGUUUUUCUGUUUUAUAGUUGUUAAACAGUUCGAGGAGCAAUCAUCAUGAGCAACCAACAGUAUUAUCCAUUCAAAUGUACCCCCACCGUUUACCCAGCCGAUCCCUUCGACCCUGUGGCUGAUGCGGCCACCCUUAAAAAAGCCAUGAAAGGCUUUGGGGCCGACGAAAAAGCCAUCAUCGAUGUCUUGGCCAGAAGGGGUAUUGUCCAGAGGUUGGAAAUCGCCGAAACAUUCAAAACUUCUUACGGUAAAGACCUCGUGUCAGAACUGAAAUCCGAAUUGGGUGGUAAGUUCGAGGACGUCAUUGUCGCCCUUAUGACUCCCCUCCCACAAUUUUACGCCAAAGAGCUCCACGAUGCUGUUGCUGGUGCCGGUACUGAUGAGGAGGCCAUCAUUGAAAUUCUGUGUACCCUUUCCAACUAUGGUAUUAGAACCAUUGCACAGUUUUAUGAGCAAUUAUAUGGAAAACCAUUAGAAAAAGACUUAAAGGACGACACAUCCGGCCAUUUCAAAAGACUGUGCGUUUCCCUCUGCCAAGCCAACAGAGAUGAAAACCAAGGAGUGAACGAGCAACAAGCUGAGGCCGACGCUCAAGCCAUCAUCGAAGCCGGAGAGUCCAAAUGGGGCACGGAAGAGUCGAUCUUCAACCAGAUCCUGAUCACCAGAAGCUACCAGCAAUUGAGAGCCACUUUUGCCGAAUACGAAAGACUGACCGGCAAAGAUCUCGAACAGACCAUCAAGAAAGAAUUCUCAGGCGAUAUCAAGAAGGGAUUGCUAGGAAUCAUUAAAUGCGUGAAGAGUAAAGUCGGUUACUUUGCGGAACGUCUCCACGAUGCCAUGGAGGGGCUUGGAACCAAAGAUAAGACUUUGAUUAGAAUUAUCGUUUCCAGAUCUGAAAUUGACUUGGCUGAUAUAAAGCAAGCUUUCUUGGAUAAAUAUGGAAAGACCUUGGAGAGUUGGAUCCAGGGCGAUACUUCGGGCGACUACAAACGGGUCCUCUUGGCCAUCCUCGACUAACUCACCAUCCUCAAAACAUGUUCAAUGUAAAACGCACUCCAAAAACUCACCCAAUAUUAAUAAUGUUGAAACAAUUUGUGGUUGUAUAAGUGUACUUUAUAGCUUUCUCAUUCAACUGCCACUAGUCAAUAAUUCAUGUUAUAUAACUGUUAAAACGUAGUUAAAAAAUGCUUUAUAUGGGCGAAAUAAAUGGAUAGGUUAAUCAAUUGGCUAGUACAUUUUCAGGGAUUAAGUGAAAUUUAAAUUAAUAAAACUAAAACUAUCCGUUUAAGUUAGUGGUACUAGAAUUUUAUAGUCACGUUUAAGAGUAUUUUUCUAUUUCUUUUCCAGGAUGACGUUGGUAGUGAUAUCCAGUACGUUCUAGUGACCUUAUCUUCUUAUUAAAUUGUCUCAGGUCACUGAUAAAUAAAGUUUACUUAUGAAGUAUUUAAUGCAGAGUUCACGUAUUUACCUGAUGUGUUUAGUGGCCUUAUUAAAAAAGCAAAUUUCAUAUUUAUCUAUUUGCUUAUAUAAAUUUAAUGAACAUAAGAUAUAUUUAUUUAAUUAUAAUUUUUACUUUUUCAUUUUGAUUAUAGUAUAAUGGUAAGGUUCACUCUUAUAUAUUCCUUCAUAUUAUGGAGUGCAUAUAUUUAAGUUUUUUCUGGUUUAUAUUGUUUUUAUCUCAACAAAUGUUUUGUUUGUUUUCUUUUUAUUAAAAUAUUAUAUUCUUCUAUUUUUAUGAAUAUUUGUAUAUGUGCUUAUGGUGCUUUCAAUAAACAAAUGUUAAAUA
Molecule: messenger RNA, 1877 nt
Organism: Anthonomus grandis grandis
Lineage: Eukaryota; Metazoa; Arthropoda; Insecta; Coleoptera; Curculionidae
Product: annexin B9
Exons: 6
Coding region: 137-1108 (323 amino acids)
Cellular component (GO): cytoplasm
Molecular function (GO): calcium-dependent phospholipid binding; calcium ion binding
Source: RefSeq, a predicted model, not a curated record